Messenger RNA from Diplodia corticola, 396 nucleotides. RefSeq lists its product as uncharacterized. The record is from RefSeq and is a predicted model, not a curated record. The coding region runs from base 1 to 396 and encodes 131 amino acids. The transcript is spliced from 2 exons. NCBI's taxonomy places the organism in Eukaryota, Fungi, Ascomycota, Dothideomycetes, Botryosphaeriales, Botryosphaeriaceae.
AUGGAGCAGCAGAAUCGCGACUAUGCUGCAGCUCUACCUGGAGCACCAUCCGGCUUGGCACCUCAAAACAACCAACCCAACUCGAACAUUGGACCUCAGGCUUUAAAUGCAGUAGUCAUGGGUCACGGCCCCCCGCCUUCGCAACAGACUUAUUUCCAAGCUGCCUCUUUCAGUGGGAACCCCCCGGUCAUUGCUGGUACCCACGUCCAGACACAGCAGCCAUCGACAUUGGCACCAACAACCAAUCCUAUGGGACUCCAAGCGUCCACUUUUGCGCCAGGGAACAGUCAACCUCAAGCCUUCCCAAUUCCCAGCGCAAACAGGGCGACACCACGGGCGCACGCCCCCAACCAAGAACGCAGGUUACAACGACGAGCGACGCCUCCGGACGAGUGA